Tetrahymena thermophila SB210 is the source of this 1350-nucleotide messenger RNA. RefSeq lists its product as hypothetical. The record is from RefSeq and is a predicted model, not a curated record. NCBI's taxonomy places the organism in Eukaryota, Ciliophora, Oligohymenophorea, Hymenostomatida, Tetrahymenidae. The transcript has a single exon.
AUGAAUAAAGCUAUCCUCUUUGCUACUCUUUUGCUUAGUGCAUCCCUCGUCAUCUGUUAGUAAUAACAGUCUAACUAAAAUAUAUCUAACUUAGCACAAUAGAAGUAAGAAAACUUUAACUAAUCUGGCCUACAUGAAAUCAAUACUGAAGUCUUAUCUUAACUCUUGAAUUAAGACAAAUCUCUACGUUUCCUUUAAAGUAAUAACCAAAACAACAACAAUAAUUAGAAAAACCAAAAUAACAACAAUAAUAACUAGAAUAAUAAUGGUUAAAAUAAUUAGAAUAACAAUGGUUAGAACAAUUAAAAUAAUCAUAAUGAUGGUUAAAAUAACUAAAAUCACAAUAACAACAAUGGUUAGAAUAAUUAGAACAACAAUAAUGGAUAGAAUAAUCAAAAUAACAAUCAUGGUUAGAAUAAUCAAAACAACAAUAAUGGUUAGAAUAACAACAACAAUGAUGGUUAGAAUAAUUAGAACAACAAUAAUGGAUAGAAUAAUCAAAAUAACAAUAAUGGUUAGAAUAAUCAAAACAACAAUAAUGGUUAGAAUAACAACAACAAUUAAAAUAACUAAAAUAACAAUAACAACAAUGGUUAGAAUAAUUAGAACAACAAUAAUGGAUAGAAUAAUCAAAAUAACAAUAAUGGUUAGAAUAAUCAAAACAACAAUAAUGGUUAGAAUAACAACAACAAUAACAACAACAACAAUUAAAAUAACUAAAAUCACAAUAACAACAAUGGUUAGAAUAAUUAGAACAACAAUAAUGGCUAGAAUAAUCAAAACAACAAUAAUGGUUAGAAUAACAAUAACUAGGAUAACAAAAAUGAUUAGAAUAAUCAAAAAAAUAAUAACAGUUAGAAUAACUAAAAUAACAGCAACAAUAAUCAGAACAACUAAAAUAACAAUAACAACAAUAGCUAGAAUAAUUAGAACAACAAUAAUGGAUAGAAUAAUCAAAAUAACAAUAAUGGUUAGAAUAAUAAUAACUAGGAUAACAAAAACAAUAAUAAAAAUGACUAGAAUAAUCAAAAAAAUAAUAAUGGUUAGAAUAACUAGAAUAACAAUAACAACAACAACAACAACAGCGAUAAUCAGAAUAACUAAAAUAACAAUAAAAACAAUGGCUAGAAUAAUUAGAACAAUAAUAAUGGAUAGAAUAAUCAAAAUAACAAUAAUGGUUAGAAUAAUCAAAAUAAUAAUAAUGGUUAGAAUAACUAAAAUAAUCAUAACGAUGGUUAAAAUAAGGGAUAAAACAAUUAAAAUAAUAACAACUAAUAGAACAACCAAAAUAACAAUGGCAAUCAACAAUAAAAUAAUUAGAACAACAAUAACAAGAAUGGUGGUAAAUGA